UUGCACAGCUCAACCACUCAAGAAUUAACUCUUUCUGAACCCGCUUCAACUUAUCCUGCAGAAUGAACUUGUUUACCUGCAAGGUUGUACUCGCAUCUGGCGGAGUGUCAACUAACAUUCCAAUUCCUGGUGACAACUUCCCUGUCGCCAAGGAGCUCGCUGCGUCUUUUCUGGAUGGCGGUCCUCCUGCUGUUUCCACGGAAAUCGAACUCGUCGCACUCUUUUUGGCGUACUGCAGCUCCCGUAGCCCCGAUGUUGCCGUCGCCGUAUUUCUUCACUUCCACCAAGAAUUCUGUGCCGAUGAGAACAUCCAUGUGGUUGUCCAGCAGCUGAACCUGUCUGCUGAGCAAGCGCGAACCGUCCUGAAGGGGUAUUACUCGGUUUGGAACACCCUUGAGGCGCGUCAGUUGCUGCCCGAAGUCCCUGUUCCCGCUAUCUUUUCCGAUGCAAACAUCAGACUUGCCGCUAUGUUUGGUAGUCCAGGCGGAGCAGACAGCUACGUUGACGAAGCAGCAUGGCUUCUCGAUGUUUAUGGCCCGCUGCUGUCAGACUUUGUCACUCAUAUGUCUGACUUCCUCAAGCGCGAAUCCGCUGACCCCCUAUUGGCGAAAGCCCAUUCACGUCCACUGGACAUUGCUGGCUGGCUUGCUUCUCCCGAUGCAAUGCCUGACGCCAAGUAUCUGCUGACUGCGCCAGUCAUUACGCCCAUGCUAGGACUGAUUCAGGCGAUGCAUGUGGCUGUCUUGUAUAAGACGCUCAAUAUGAGCCCUGGCGACCUCGUCUCACGCUUUAAAGUUGCAAUUGGACACAGCCAGGGUCUAACCAUGGCUGCUGCCUUUGCUUCCGUGACUGUCGAGGCAUCAUUCUAUGUUGCUACCGAGAAGGUGCUCGGUAUUCUUCUUGCAACAUCCGCGAUUGUCCAGCAGAAUUUCUCGUCAAACCCUUCACAUGCAGGUGCACCGGGAUUUUUGCUGCGUACUGAUGGCUUACCCGUGCCAAUGGUUUCUGUUCGUGGUCUAGCCCAAGAAACGCUAGAGUCGUUCAUUGCUGCGUUUAAUGGGGACUGCAUGGACGAGGAUUCGGAAGUCAGCCUGGCCCUAAUCAACGGUCGCUCGACCUUUGUUGUUGCAGGCAAAACGGAUGCCGUUACAUACUUUGCUAGGCACCUUAGAAAACACACUGUGCCGCCAACAGAGGAUCAAUCGCGCGUCCGGUUCUCCCAGCGCAAGCCAGUAGCCGAUAUCAGCCCACUGAGCAUGUCGGUACCAACCCACUGCAAACUUCAGCUAGAUAUUGCACCAAUUGUGUACGAGUUUGUGACUGCCAAGGGCUGGAUUCUCAAUCCUGACACUCUUCGUACUCAAGUCAACGCUGUCGUGGACGGACAUGACCUUCGUGAUGAAGUAGACCUUACCAGGUUCUUGAUCGACAGUAUGUGCGUGUACCGUGUUGACUGGCCAACAGCUGUCAACAGCGCCGAUGCCACAUUCAUCGUCGACUUCAGCCCAGGGACUUUCAGUACAUUCGGCAAACUCGCCAGAGACAUUCUAGACGGCUACGGCAAAACCAUCAUCAGCACCAGCUCGCCUACUCCAUGCACCGAGUCGCGCAUGGGAUCCAAGGCCGAUUUGUUCAAACUGAAUAUCUCUGACGUCUUCACAGUGCCAAGCUGGGAGAGUGCUUUCAGUCCAUGCCUUGUUCGAGCCGCACAUGACGGUCUGCUUCAUAUUUGCACCCGCAUGUCACUCGCUCUUGGACUCCCGCCUGUGAUGGUUGCAGGGAUGACCCCGACUACGUCCAACGAGCACUUUGUCGCAGCCAUAAGCAAUGCUGGAUACCAUGUCGAGUUUGGUGGUGGUGGGAUCUACACUGAAAAAGUGUUCAGGGAAAGGGUCGACAAUCUGGUUCAGUUCCUUGAGCCAGGUAACGGAUUCGCUGUCAACACGGUCUACAUGGAUCGGAAGCAGUGGGUGUUCCAGUAUCCCAGUAUCCUGCGUAUGCGGCGGGAAGGUGUGCCGAUCACAGGGCUCUGUAUUGGUGGUGGUGUUCCCUCAGUUGACGUUGCCAACAGUAUAAUCGAGGAGUUGCGUGACGCGGGCAUACGUCAUGUUGCCUUUAAGCCCGGGUCAGUGGCUACAAUUCUCCAGGCGAUUGCAAUUGCCAGAGCAAACCCUGACUUCCCCAUCAUUAUCCAGUGGACUGGCGGCCGUGCUGGUGGCCACCAUUCGUGUGAAGACUUCCAUGAGCCAAUGUUGGAAACGUACAGUAAGAUCCGGUCUCUGCCGAACACCAUCCUGGUCGUUGGGUCUGGGUUUGGUGACACGGACGGCAUUCUGCCAUAUCUCUCCGGCCAGUGGAGUGUCCAGUUUGGAUAUGCACCCAUGCCUGUUGAUGGAGUAUUGUUAGCUUCAUGCGUCCUCACUGCAAAAGAGAGUGCCAUAUCUCUGGAAGCAAAGGAGCUCAUUGCGGCAGCUACUGGCGUUGAGGACAGCGAGUGGGAAUUGUCAUACACUGGUAAUGCUGGUGGAGUGAUAUCAGCAAUGUCAGGAUAUGGUGAGAUCGCCCAUUGUGUGGCUAAUCGCGCUGCACUGGCUCUCAGAGAGUUGAAUGACAUGAUCUUCACGAAGCCAUAUGCUGAACAGCUGCCAAUAAUCAUGGCAAACAAGGACCGUAUCAUCAAGUGGCUCAAUGAGGACUAUACACGGCCAUGGUUUGGCAUGAAGUCCGAUGGUCGAGUGGUCGAUUUGGAGGAGAUGACGUACCUGGAAGUGCUCAACCGACUCGUGGAGUUCAUGUAUGUCGCAGACAAAUCCAGGUGGCUGGAUGUGUCGUAUGUCAGGCUGUUUGGUGAAUUUAUUUCAAGAGCCGAGGACCGUGUUUCCAAGAUAGAAAGCCGACGCGUAUUCCAACGCUUCGUCCAACUUCAAGACCCGCAUGUGAUUAUCAACCUGGCGAUUAAGGCAUUCCCAGAUAUCGGCCACACUCUUCUUGCGCUUGAGGAUGUCCAGUAUCUGGUCUGGCUUUGCAAGCGGUCUGGAACCAAGCCAGUUCCAUUCGUUCCUAUCCUCGACGCCGACCUGCAUGUUUGGAUGACGAAAGACAUCAAUUCACAAGCCGAGGAUUUGGAUACAGUUGUUGACAGAGAUGUCCAGCGCACUGUUAUUGCCUUGGGCCCUGUGUCUGCGAAGUAUGCCACCACAGUCAACGAACCGGUCAAGGAUAUACUCGACCGUGUUUACACCGGGCUAACGGAAAAGCUUAGCAUGUGCAAUUUCGAUAAGGAUGCAUCUCUAGUCCGUCCUUGCGAGUACCUUGCACCAGAGCCUUUUCCAGUAUCGCUCCCUACCUCAGUUGCAGUGGCUGUUGAUGAGUCAAGCCGCACAUACAAGCUCCCAACUGAUGCAGCACUGCUUCCAGAUCCUGAUGUAUGGCUGGAGGCAUUGGCAGGUCCUACUCAGAGCUGGCUUCGUGCACUUCUCACAUCGCCAGUGGUGGUUCGCAAAUCACUGUACGCUGCAAAUCCAAUAAGGCAGGUUCUGCGACCAAUGGCAGGGCAAACAGCAGAGGCGUCAUUUGAUGCCAAUAAGCCGGUCAAGCUCGAUAUCCAUGGACCAACUGGGGUAUUGGACAUUCGCAUACAGCUCCAUGGUGAAAAGAAUAUUCUGAUGAUUAUUUACCAUCGGAUUGGCGAAGAGCAGUUUGAGAUCCAAUUCCCGUACAUCUACACGCCAUCCAAAUCGGCGGUGCUUAUUGCUGAAGAUACGCAUGGUCGGGAUAUAGCGUACUGUAGGUCAAUACUGAGUAUGCAUGGCAUCACAAGCGACCCUGGUUACAUCGUGUGUGAUGAUAUAGAACAGCACUUUACAGAUGCUGUGCUUAAGCCAUUCACUGUUACUGAAGACUUUGUUCGGAAGUACUGCUCUAGUGUUCACAACGCAUCAGAGUAUUACAAAAGGGCAGCCAGUGGAUCGUCUAUGGCUCCAAUUGACAUAUUCUUCAGCAUUACAAUCAAGCAGCUGACAUCUAUCUUAACUGGCCUGCCUUUGAACCAGGGGAUGAUGGGAAUUCUGCAUCUCUAUCACAACACAGAGUACGAAUCAGGUGUGUCUCCACUGCAUGUGGGAGAUACAAUUUACUACCAGAUGGUGCUGACCGCACUCGAGAAUGUUGAUCCUGGCCUAAGAAUGACAUUCACAUCAAGGUUUUACCGCGAUGGACUCCUCAUUGCUGCAUCUGAAGAUAUGAUUGUCUCACCUAACCAAUAUGUGGCAUACAAACAGGCUUUCAGACUGACUGAUGAACCUGUGCGACACAUGCUGAUCUUAUCGGAUGAGAAGGCCACUGUACUUGAAGCCAAAGAAUGGUUUACGUACAAGGAUACACUGGAGCCAGUAAAAGCCGCACCUGGGGAAGUCCUGGAGUUCAGGCUCCAAUCGUGUUACCGUUUCAAAUCAAAGGGGCUGAUUUCGCAUAUCAAAACCUAUGGACCUGUAUAUCGGUUGAAACCAUACGGAGAGCUCGAACAUAUUGCCGACGUUUACUUUGAGACUACUGAUGUAUAUGGUAACCAAGUAGUCGACUAUCUCAAUCAGAACCAACACGUAGCCAGUGAUUCGGUACGUUUUGAGCACGGUGGCGUCCCAAUCCGAUAUGCAGGGAAUGUUGAUGCCAUGUCUAUCAAAGCGCCAUCUGAAAAUUGGGAGUUUGCUCAUGCUUCUGGCGAUCAGAACAUGCUCCAUACAAACCCCUAUGUGGUUGCAUACAUCGGAGAAUCGGAGGUGAUUUGCCACGGCAUGUGGACCUCAGCUGCAACCCGCGCUGUUGUUGAGAGCAUUGUUGCUGAUAACGAUCCUAGGCGUAUGCGCUCAUACGAGGUCAACUUUAUCGGAAAAGUUUAUCCCAGCAAUGACCUUCAAGUAGAACUGGUUCACACGGGAAUGGCCAGUGGUUACAUGGUCAUCAAUGGCAAGACUGUAAACCAGAACCGGGAAACAGUGAUGGCACUCACAGCAGAGGUUGCCCAGGCAAAGACCGCAUAUGUAUUUACAGGCCAGGGAUCACAGUUCGUCGGCAUGGGGAUGGAUCUCUACGUAUCGUCCACUGCUGCCAGAGAUGUGUGGGACCGAGCUGAUAAGCACAUGCUGAAUAAGUAUGGCGUUUCUCUUUUGAAAAUUGUCCAAGAGAAUCCGAGAGAGUAUUUGGUUAAGUUUGGGGGCAAAAAGGGUAAUCAGAUUCGCGCACAAUACCUCUCCUUGGUACGUGAAUUUGACAGCGAUAUUGUGCAGUUGAUCCCAGGGAUCACGCAAACAUCUACAUCAUACACGCACCGGUAUGCAAAUGGCCUGCUCAAUGCAACACUGUUCACACAGCCGAUCCAGACGGUGAUGUCGUUGGCUCAGGCUGCGGACAUGCGUGCUCAUGGUCUUAUCCAGGAUGAUGCCAUUUUCGCUGGCCAUUCGCUUGGCGAGAUUGGGUCACUUGCUGCAAUUGCUGAGAUUGUUUCCGUCGAGGAUGCUGUGGACAUUGCUCUCUAUCGUGGACUGCUUCUCCAUAUGUCAGUAGAUCGCGACAUCAAUGGCUGCUCCGAGUAUGCGAUGGUAUCAGUCAGCCCUCAGCGUGCUGGGAAGCUCUUUGGAAUAUCUAACCUUCUCCGACUUGUUGAUCUUAUUUGCGAAAGAAAGCAGCAGCUCCUGGAAGUGAUCAACUACAACGUCCGUGGGCAACAGUAUAUAGUCACGGGACAUAUCGAGAGCUUAACUGCCAUGUGCAGGAUUAUAGACCGACUGUCUGCAGAGAGCAUUACGCUUGCUGAAAUUGAAGAAGGCGAAGAAAUAACAAAGACUAUCGACGGUAUUUUGAAUGAACAUCCUCAUACACGGGUAUUGCAAACUGGCAACGCAACUAUUGCAAUUCCUGGAAUCGAUGCCCCUUCACAUUCAAGCCAGCUAGCAGCAAGUAUCAGCACAUUCCGCAGGGUACUCGACAGCAGAAUUCCUCAUAUAAAGAGGCUUACUUCAUUGCUGUGUGGAAGAUACAUCCCCAAUCUGACCGGAGAACCCUUUGAAAUCACAAAGGAAUAUUUCGAUCGUGUUUAUUCCAUCACCCACUCACCAGUUAUUGAAGAUAUACUCCAAUACCGGGAAACAGAUGGUACCGAUACACUUGGUAACCAGGUAUACCUUGCGCGUACGCUUCUGAUUGAGCUCCUUUCAUUCCAGCUUUCCUCACCAGUAAAAUGGAUUGAAACCCAAGAUUCGAUGUUCAAAAGCUGCUCGGUGAAGCGUCUGGUCGAGAUUGGCCCAAGGCCAAUAUUAUGUCGUAUGGCAACACAAACUCUGGGUAGCAACAGCUGGCUCUGCGAAGAAGUCGCUAUUCUACAUGCAAGCAAGGAUAGAGAUGAUGUAUAUUAUACAGCGUCUCAGACCGAGUAUGCUGAUAUAAAUACUGACCCUUUGUCGCUGAGGUCAGGUCAGAGCACAAGCAGCAAACCAACUAAGCAAGAAGGAGCACCCAAACCCCCUGGCCCUGCUGUGGAAGAGCAAGCGGCCUUGCAUCCAGUCCUGCCAGCUGCUACAUGCUCUGUUGAUGACGUGCCAAUUCCAAUUAUUGAUAUUCUACGAGCAACAAUUUCAUGGAAGCUCUCCACAGCAAUCGCUAAAGUGUAUCCCACGAUGUCGAUCAAGGAGCUUGUUGCUGGGAAGUCAAUGGUGCAAAAUGAGCUUUUCGGAGAUUUCCAAAAGGAAUUUGGCAAGGGCCUACCUGAACAUGCCGAAGAGCAAACCUUGGAGGAACUUGCCAAAGUCCUUGGGAACUCUACAAAUUCUCUUGGUAAACACUCUCAGUCGCUUAUCAACAGGAUUUUUGUUGAGAAGCUUCCGAAUGGGUUCACACAGUCAGUUGCUCGUUCGUAUUUGAAGGACAACUAUGGCCUGGGUCCACGCAGACAGGAUGCUCUACUGCUCAUGUCAGUUACAAUGGAGCCCUCCUGCCGGCUUGCAGAUGAAGAGGCAGCCCAAGUCUGGUUGGAGUCAGCAGCCCAGAUGUAUGCCAGCCAUGUGGGUCUAUCACUGACAGCCACAGCACAAAAUGGAAAUAGAAAUGGUGCUAUGGCGGCCUCCGCUGUUAUUAACAGCGCUGAAUUUGACAAGGCUCAGAAGAACCAAAGAAACCUCAUUCUUGACCAGAUUGAGACGCUUACUAAGCAUGUGGGUCUCGAUACGCGCCAAGGUACUAGAUCAGCAGAAAAGCUGCAGCUGGAGGUAGCAGUUCUCAAGUCAGAGAAUGACAAAGUUAAGCGUGAAUUCGGCAGCGGGUUGAUAGAUAAAACCAACACCCUGUUUGACGCAAACAAGGCUCGUCACUUUGACUCCUACUGGAACUGGGCUCGUCAGGAUGUACUGGAAUGGAUCUCUGGCAUUCUGAGCGGAGAGGACUCAAGCAUGGACCGUGCCACGUAUAUGAAACGUGUUCAUAUGCUCAAGAACCGGUCCAACCCCGGACUGCUCUCAAUGCUACAGGCAUUUAUUGGGACUCUCAAAGCAGACCUGUGUCCGUUUGCCAGCCGUGCACUGAAGCAAACGGAGAUUAUCUAUGCAGCGUGUAGGGAGUCAGAAAAUGUGUCUCCUGUCUACAAAGAGCUUUCGACCCCACUGCGUCCUCAUACAGAGAUCACGUUCAGAGGUGAUAUCGACAGCUGUGAGCUUCCCAGAGAGGGGGAGCAAUCGAUAGGUGACUACAUUCAACACAUGAAAUGUGCCAGCAAGGAUGGGUUACCUCUCCUGUAUAUGUAUGGUCGACAGGCUGGAAACGCCUGGUCAUAUAGCAAGGAAAUUUCUGAUGAAUACUUCAGUUCGAUGGAGGACGCAGCGGUUAACGGUAUAUCUUUUGAGGGCAAAUGUGCACUGGUUACCGGGUGUGGAAAGGGGUCCAUUGGCUCAGGAUUGGUUGAGGGCUUGCUAUCCGGUGGAGCCAAAGUGGUUGCUACAACGUCCAACUAUUCCCUUGCCUCGAUCCGAUCCUUCGAAGAGAUGUACCGGAAGUUUGGUUCCCGCGGAUCUGAGCUGGUUCUUGUCCCCUUCAACCAGGCAUCAUCAUGUGAUGUAGAGGCCCUCAUCCAGUAUAUCUACGGCAAAGAUGGACUUGGCUGGGAUUUGGACUACAUUGCUCCAUUUGCUGCUUUCCCAGAACAUGGCAAAGAUGCAGGGAGUGUCGACUCUUAUUCUGAGUUAACACUCCGUACCCUUCUAACUAAUCUGUUCCGGAUGAUAGGACAGGUUAAAGCAGCUAAAGUAAGAACUGGAAAUACUCUCCACCCAUCGCUACUUGUUUUGCCACAUUCAUCCAAUCAUGGAAUAGCAGGAAAUGACGGUAUGUAUGGUGAAACAAAGGCAGCUUUGCAUACGCUGUACAACCGCUGGCACACAGAAUCAUGGUCAGAGUACAUUUCAAUCACUGGUGGUGAAAUUGGAUGGACCCGCAGCACGAAACUGACAUCUGGAAGUGCAAAUGUGUAUGCAGCCAUGGAGGAAAUGGGCAUGCGUACGUUCUCUCGUGAGGAAAUGUCGUUCAACAUACUUUGCCUGCUAUCACAAGGGAUGGAAGAGACAGCGCACGACAAUCCUGUGUUUGGCAACUUCAAUGGUGGGUCAUAUUCUAUUGAGACAGUGGGCAAGGAGCUAUCGAAGCGGCGCUCAAUGCUGAUAGAAACUGCCAGAUUAAGGAAAGCCGCGCACUCGGAUGUGUGUGCAGUGUAUUUCACUGAGCAGAAAGAGGAUUCUGUGACACUGUCAUUUGUAAACAAGACGAUACCACGUGCUCAACACAGGGUUGACUCCCCGGCUGUAAAAGAAUACGAGCAACUCGACCACCUUAGAUACCUGGAGGGCAUGGUUGACUUGGAUAAGGUCGUGGUUGUGACAGGAUUCGGUGAAGUUGGUCCAUUUGGGAAUGCAGCCUUGCGCUGGGAGCAGGAGGCAUAUGGUAUGUUCUCGAUGGAAGGCUGCAUUGAGCUGGCAUGGAUGAUGGGGCUGAUCAAAAGGUUCUCUGGCGAUCAUCCAGGAACAGGGAGCCACUAUACUGGCUGGGUUGACGCAAAGACACAAGAGCCAGUGCACGAUAUGGAAAUGAGGGCAAAGUACGAGCCAUAUAUCUUGGAACAUACCGGCAUUCGUCUUGUUGAACCAGAAAUUUGGGGUGAGAAGGAUGUUGAUAUGAAGUCCUUCAUCCGUGAACUUCAGAUCGAUCAGGACAUGCCUCCUUUCGAGACCAGUGCAGAGGAGGCUCUUCAUUUCAAACAGAGAAAUGGCGACAAGGUUGACACAUGGGAGAACCCUGAUGGAACGUGGUCGGUCAGACUUCUUAAAGGCACUGUUAUCCAUGUGCCAAAAGCAAUCGAUAUUGGACACACUGUUCUUUCUCAAACACCGACCGGGUGGGAUCCAGUUCGGCUAGGAAUACCAGAGGAUCUCGCACUGAAUAUGGAUGAUGCGAACCACUAUACCCUUAUUGCUACAAUGGAGGCGCUCGUCAGAUCUGGCAUUACAGAUCCGUAUGAACUCUACCAGUAUUUCCACGUUUCAAAGGUCGGGCAUGCGAUUGGCUCUAGUGCGGGUGGGGCAAAAACCCUUGUUAAUGUGUUCCGCAACAGAUAUCUGGACAAGAAUGUGAACUCGGACAUGAUGACUGAAUGUACCGUCAAUCAUAUGAGCGCAUGGCUCAAUAUGCUUCUAUUUUCGGCAUCAGGUCCACUAAAACCGACUGUUGGCGCAUGUGCUACCUCAGCCAUCGCGCUAGACCUUGCUGCAGAAUCGAUUAUCCAGGGUAAAGCGGAUGUCAUGAUCGCUGGUGCAGGAGAAGGGUUCACGAACGAUACCUCAUUUGAGUUUGGUUUGAUGAAUGCCACAGCAAGUGCCAGGGAUGAGCUAGUAAAGGGGAGAAUUCCUCAGGAAAUGUCACGGCCCUGCACAUCUACCAGAAGUGGGUUUGUUGAGAGUCACGGCUCGGGAGUUGCUGUUUUGAUGUCAGCUACCGCGGCGCUUAAAAUUGGAGCGCCUAUUUAUGGAAUUUUAGCAAUGUCCGCCACUGCUACCGACAAGUCGACCCGUAAUUAUAGCGCCCCGGGCCAAGGGAUACUGUCCAUUGGAAAGGAGAACCCCACCCUAUCGGACCUGCAACUGCUUGACAUCCAUUAUAGGAGGCAGAUGCGUGAUAGGCAACUAGCUGCGCUUGAGCAGCUGGGUAACACUGGCGUAGCGAAAGAUAUAAGACAAGCAGUUAAAACGACAUGGGGUAAUGAUUUCUACAAGAUGUGCAAGUCGACCUCACCCCUUCGUGCUGCGCUAGCGACAUGGGGUCUUGAUGCAGAUGAUAUUGGGCUGGCGUCAUUCCACGGAACAUCGACAAAGUUGAAUGAUGUAAACGAGUCAAACAUUGUGAACAUGCUCAUGAAGCACGUUGGGCGCACGCCUGGUCUUCCGGUUCCAGUAGUUUGUCAGAAGUGGAUUCUUGGUCAUACAAAGGCCCCAGCAACGAGCUGUUCAAUGCAUGGCAUUCUUCAGUCAAUGACAACGGGACUCAUUCCGGGGAAUAGGAAUGCGGAUAAUAUCGAUGACGAGUUGGAACAGCACGAGCACCUUGUAUACCUGAGCAAGACUAUUCGUGCGCCAACUAUCAAGGCCGCGCUGUUCACGUCGUUUGGAUUCAGCCAGUCCAAUGGAGCAGGGCUUAUCGUUCAUCCGGACUACCUAUUCGCAACACUUUCAAAGGAGGAGCUGGUCGAGUACACAGCUAAAGUCGAUGAGCGCAUGAAGAGAUCGACCCGCUACUGGCAGGGAGCACUUCUUGGAAACCACACAUAUUUCCAGGCAAAGGAAGAGCCCCCGUUCUCACAGGAACAGGAGGCAUCUGUGUUCCUGGAUCCUGGUGCAAGGGCUAAACUUGACUCAAAAACCAAGCAGUACACAUUCUGAACAACUC
Linderina pennispora is the source of this 10974-nucleotide messenger RNA. RefSeq lists its product as uncharacterized. The transcript is spliced from 2 exons. Gene Ontology annotation, cellular component: fatty acid synthase complex. The record is from RefSeq and is a predicted model, not a curated record. NCBI's taxonomy places the organism in Eukaryota, Fungi, Kickxellomycota, Kickxellomycetes, Kickxellales, Kickxellaceae. Gene Ontology annotation, molecular function: fatty acid synthase activity; holo-[acyl-carrier-protein] synthase activity; enoyl-[acyl-carrier-protein] reductase (NADH) activity. Bases 63 to 10967 code for a protein of 3634 amino acids. Gene Ontology annotation, biological process: long-chain fatty acid biosynthetic process.